Molecule: messenger RNA, 2006 nt
Organism: Brassica napus (rape)
Lineage: Eukaryota; Viridiplantae; Streptophyta; Magnoliopsida; Brassicales; Brassicaceae
Exons: 1
Coding region: 977-1870 (297 amino acids)
Cellular component (GO): membrane
Source: RefSeq, a predicted model, not a curated record
AAAAUAAGUGUAAUAUAUAUAGAGUUUAUAGAACAUUCUCUACAACAAAAACAGAUUAUAUAUACUUAACAAACCCAACUAAAAUCAAAUGAUGGUACAGCUCUACUACCCUUAUACUUCGCUGGCGCUUUCAACAACUAACCAAUACCCCAUUUCUCUUGAUAUUUAAGAGAAUAGUUGAAGUUUAAACUUUAAUUUAAUCUGUUUGGCAAAAAAAAAAACUUUAAUUUAAUCUAGUUUGGUAGGUUUUAAAUGUAACUAAUAUUCUUAAGACAUGUGUUCAUAUCUAGGAUGAGUUUGUUCGUUUUUUUCUUUUCUUGUGACAUUGUACUUUGUAGUGUUUUCAGGUAUGAGAAUGUAUUCUCCAUCUUUCAAUGUGUUUCUACGAGCAGUUUGAAAAUUUUGGUUGACGUAAGUAUUUAAAUUAAAAACCAAAGAAAUUGCAUGACCAUUACGUCAUCCGCACAUAUAUGUUACAAAACAUAUAUAGCCGACACCUCCUUUUAUCAUCUCCAUUAUAAUUUUCAAUAGAAGGAAAAUCUCCAAAACUCAAUUUUAUUGGGUCAAUAACGUUUUCUUUUUUAAUACAAUAAUUAAAAUAAAUGCAAGGAAAAACAUCCACCAUUAAUACAGCUCAACCCCAGCUUUCUCUCCCCUUUUUUCUUCAAGUUUGAAUAUAUUAACUACAGUCUUUUUCUAAUUUGCUUCUUUUUUUUUUAAAUCGGCCAUACACAUUCAUCAAAUCCAUAUUCAUGCAGCUGUUACAUUAUAUUAUAUCCUUACUCCCUUUUUGAGUGUGUGUGUGUAUGUGCUUAAUUAUAUUCCCUCAUCUCCAUCUCAAUCUCAAUCAUGUUUCCACUUUGAUUCUGAUCUAUCUGGAUAUCACAAUUCUAUAUUCAUGACUUCAUAACCUUAAUGAAGAUCACCAAAGGUCAUUUGGGUCUCCAUCGUCGUUCUUGAUUUUUUUUCUCUGGCAAUGGGAUCCACAAAUCUUGGUCCCAUCACCAUUGUAUUCUUCUUCUACGUCAUCUCUAUGGUUCAUUGCAUCAACAACAUUCAAGAACUGGACGAUCAGAUCCGUUCAUACGCAGCUCGUGCCAAUAAAGGAAGACACACAGGCUCCUUGUACGAGCUUUCACUUCCCGCGAAUCUCUCCGACGUCAAAGCAUCGGUCGUUACGGUCCGUAACAGUAUGUUCUGGAGGAAAGGAGCGAAUUUUAGUGGAGUCUACGUUCCUCCCACGGUCAAAACGACACCGUACGCUAAGAGGAUAGCUUUUGUCUACGAGACUUUCGGUGAUCACUCUUCGUCGGUUUACUUCCGGUUGGCUGAUGAUAAUUACUCUUUUAUUUCACCGGUUAUUGGAUUCACAGCAUAUGACGCGACAAACACGAAUAAUCUCAAAAGAUUGAAUCUCUCGAUCGAUGAAGACAAUCCAAUAUUGAUCACAUUUGAUUCACAUAAUCAAAGAAGAGGAAUCAAAUGUGUAGCCUUGGGAGAUAAUAAUGAGUCGUUGAAGUUCAGUAAUACGACACGGAAUUACAGUUGUGCCACUACGAAUUCUCGUGGACAUUACGCGCUUGUGGCUCCGAACCAAAAACACAAUCCGACAUCCAAACUAGAGCUGGCUCGGAGGAAGUGGUGGUGGAUUGCUUUGACCAUCAUAGGAAUCUCGGUUUUGCAUGCUGCGGUGAUAGGUGUUGUGGUGAAGUUAGUGAGGAAAAAGAGGUUCAAAGAGAUGGAAAGAGAGUCCGAGAAGAGCGAGACGGUCGGAAAUAUUUGGAUUGGUCAGAGUAGAAUGCCCGCGGCAACUAUGGUGAGAACUCAGCCCUGUCUGGAAUAUCAUGAAGAUUUUCCUUCUUCAAAUUAAUUAAUAUACCUUGAGUUUUGUAGUUUUAUUCUCGAAAAUUUACCUUGACUUGGCUGCUCUGUACAGUGAGUUACAUUCAAAGUUUCCAUUUUAGUAACUUUCCAAGUUUGAUAUAAAUUUCUUAUUAUGUUUUGCU